Messenger RNA from Linnemannia hyalina, 942 nucleotides. The record is from the annotation of a GenBank genome assembly. Lineage: Eukaryota; Fungi; Mortierellomycota; Mortierellomycetes; Mortierellales; Mortierellaceae.
AUGUCCAUGGCCAAUCUGUUCGGGUUCUCGGCACCGGUCGAUAUCCAGGUCGCAUUCAAUGGCGAGGAGGAGAGAAAGAUGGUCGAAGUCAAAGUCGACAAGGACAGGAGAGAAAAGUUCCCGCUCUACUUUGAUGGCGAGACUGUUGCAGGAAAGAUCCAGAUCCGUGUCAAGGAUGGCAAGAAGCUGGAGCACAACGGCAUCCGCGUCGAGUUUGUCGGCAACAUCGAGCUGUUCUAUGAUCGAGGAAACCAUUACGAGUUCUCAUCGCUCCAACAGGACCUAGCCGUCCCAGGAGAGCUGCGCGCAAAUACGACGCUCGACUUUGAGUUCAAGAAUGUGGAAAAGAUGUACGAAAGCUAUCAUGGGAUCAACGUCAAGCUCCGAUAUUUCAUCCGCGUCACCAUCUUGCGGCGCCUGGCUGAUGUGGUCAAGGAGCGGGACAUCUGGGUUUACUCUUAUGUGAUGCCUACUGAGAGCGCUAACAGCUCGAUCAAGAUGGAGGUAGGAAUCGAGGACUGCCUACACAUCGAGUUUGAGUACAACCGCUCCAAAUACCACCUAAAAGACGUAAUCGUGGGCAAGAUCUACUUUUUACUGGUGCGCAUAAAGAUCAAGCACAUGGAACUAUCCAUCAUCCGUCGCGAGACCACAGGAGCUGCCCCGAACCAGUACAACGAAAGCGAGACCAUCACAAAGUUCGAAAUCAUGGACGGCGCGCCAGUCCGAGGCGAGACCAUUCCUAUUCGCCUCUUUCUCGGUGGAUUUGAACUCACCCCCACAUACCGAGAAGUGAACAAAAAGUUUUCCACGAGGUACUAUCUAAACCUUGUGUUGGUCGACGAGGAACACAGACGCUACUUCAAACAACAGGAGAUCACCAUUUUCCGCCGAAAAGUGGAUGACGGGCUAGAACCUGAGGAAGAUGAGGCAGACCCAUAG